CAUGGCAGACGUGUAUUAAAACUGCGCAGACACCGAAUGCAAAAGAAUACAGAAAUGUGGAGAUUGUUGUUUUUAGUUUGUGUGACAGGUGUGUUUGGUCCAGAUGAAGUGAAGUCAGUGUCAGUGAUGGAGGGAGAUUCUGUUACUCUAAAUAUUACUGAAACACUGACAGAUCAGCAGAUAGUGUGGCUGUUUGGACCUCAGGAGACUCGUAUAGCUGAAAUCCAUAAGAAAAGCAUUGAUAUGUAUAACAGUAAUGAGAUAUUUGGAGACAGACUGAAGCUGGACAGUCAGACUGGAUCUCUCACCAUCACAAACAUCAAAAUCACAGACACUGGACUUUAUAAACUACAGAUCAUGAGUAACAGAGGAAAUUUACAAAAAAGCUUCAGGGUUUCUGUCUAUGCACCUCUACCCGUUCCUGUCAUCAACCGUUAUUGUCCACAAAAUCCUCCAUCAUCAAAAAAAUCAUCAAGCUUAAAAUGUAUAUUGUUGUGUUCAGUGUUGAAUGUGAGAGAUGUAAGUCUCUCCUGGUACAAAGAAAACCAUUCAUCCCUUAGCACCAGUGCGUCUGAUCUCAUAAGCAAAAUCUCUCUACAUCUGGAUGUGGAAUAUCAGGAUACAAACACAUACAGCUGUGUAGUGAACAAUGCCAUCACAAAGCAAGCUCAACAUCUCAACAUGAAUGAUGUCUGUCAGCCGUGUUCAGACUUUGGACGAAGUUUCAGUUUUACUGAAGUUGUGGUCCAGUUGGUCCUCUCAGCUUUGGUGGUUGUGGCCAUUGUUGCUAUAGUGGUUUAUGACAUCAGAUCCAGAAGAGUUGAAGCAGAGAGAUCAGACAUCACGCUCAGACCCUGUGUGUUUGGUGUUGAUGGAGAUGAAAUGAAGUCAGUGUCAGUGAUGGAGGGAGAUUCUGUUACUCUACACACUGAUAUUACUGAAAUACUAAAUAAUCAUCAGAUACUCUGGAUGUAUGGAUCUCAGGGCAUUCACAUCGCUCAAAUCAUUAAAUGGGCCAAUCUGAGCUCAAUAUAUGAUAAUGAUGAGAGAUUCAGAGACAGACUGAAGCUGGACAGUCAGACUGGAUCUCUCACCAUCACAAACAUUAGAAUCACAAACUCUGGACUUUAUAAACUAACCAUCAGCAACUACAAAGAUGCUUCAUACAAGAGAUUCAAUGUUACUGUCUAUGAAAAAGUCCCAGAAAAAGAAAAAGUCCCAGAAAAAGAAGAAGGCCCUACAGAAAAUCCUACUGCAGUUUAUGAAUAUGUUUAUGAAGACUACACUCCUUGUUGCAGUUUAACUGAAACUGUGAGCCGAUUGGCCAUCUCUGCUGUGGUGGGCGUGGCUACUCUGACUGUAGUGAUUUUUGAACUCAGUUCAUAGACACCAGAGGGCGAUAGUAAUGUCUGUUUGUGGACACCUAAAGGUUUUUCUGUGGUUUUAUGUGGUGAUGUGUCAAUUUGCAACACAUGCAUUUCAAAAUAAAGUU
This is a messenger RNA of Misgurnus anguillicaudatus (oriental weatherfish), 1492 nucleotides long. NCBI's taxonomy places the organism in Eukaryota, Metazoa, Chordata, Actinopteri, Cypriniformes, Cobitidae. The record is from RefSeq and is a predicted model, not a curated record.